Molecule: messenger RNA, 1398 nt
Organism: Laccaria bicolor S238N-H82
Lineage: Eukaryota; Fungi; Basidiomycota; Agaricomycetes; Agaricales; Hydnangiaceae
Exons: 6
Coding region: 1-1398 (465 amino acids)
Source: RefSeq, a predicted model, not a curated record
AUGGCCCUAUCUCGUGCAGCAUCACCUCACCCGAAAGCUACGAAACCCCUGAGCACUGCUGCCGUCUUUCACAGGCAAUACCGAGCUCCAAUCACCUGGGCUUGGCUAUUCCUCCAGCGCUGCUGUUGUUGGACGUUACCUCACGUCUUCUCAACUCCUAUUCGCCUUGGAUGCCGUAUCAUUGCCGCGGUGUUGGAUAAUUGCACAGAGAAAGCCCUGGCGAUUCGGCUCGGACGACAUGCCACAAAUUCGACAGCCAACCAUCCUUGUACAUUGCCCCUGUUGUGCAAGAAGAGGACCCACCACCGUCCUCUGUCAAACACUCAUCACCACCAUCAGACACCCAUCACCACCAUCCACUUGCGAGGCUAUGGUCGUCAACCAUCCAGCAGCCACAGACCAAUCGGCGCUCCAACCACCCGAGUUCAUCGACCUUCUUUCAGCACCAAUCCCCACAGCUUUACACCACCUCCCACAAAGCGCAUCGUUGACCGAACCGCAGACGACUCAUAUGUUCCUCGAUCAGGCGAAUUACCCCCUUUCGCUACCUUUGGUGCGAUGACUAAUCAUACCCCGAAUGGGGAACAACUACUUGCGUUGGCUGCAAGUAGAGUGGUGGGGGUGGAGCCUGAGGAUAAGGAGGCUUUGGCAACUCACCAGCCGAAGAACCGACCAUGGUUAGAAGUGAAAGCGAGUAAACGACGGACCAAAGUUUUGAUAGGCGUCUUGGGUACGAUCUUUACCAUUGGUUUGGUGGUGGUUCUUGCUGUUUAUUUUGCGGUGGUGAGGAAGGAGGAUAACGUUGAGGGGAGUGCUGGUUGUCGGGUGGAUCGCCGAUUGGGACUGGGCUUCUGCAACGAUCUCGAUUUCGGAAACGGAUCCGGAAAGAUCCACAAUGGUCAACAUGAAGCCUGUUCGACAUCCAGCAGAGCAAGUCCUUCGGCCCAACUUUGGAUGCAGAUUGUCAAGCUCAAGAUCGACUCUAUGCGCCUUCAUUCAGAGUCCGCUUCCUUUUACGCGGAACGUCAACGCCUUGCGGAGAGUGGCUGGAAAUCAGCCCAUUGGAAGGUACAUGGAGUUGCCGGCCCCAGUCGGCUUCUUGGGGGGUACCCUGGGUUUCCUCCGCUGUUGUCGUCUCCUGCCGUUUCCGUGCAUACGUUUCGGAGUAUCGAUCCCGAACAGCUUCUCAAAAACUUCAUAUACUCGGAGGCAUCUGCUGGCAUGAUUCCCUGGGCAGUAGAACAAGUCUUCCGUGUCGCAGAAGAGAUGAAGAGUAAGGCUGGGAGUACAUUCCUCGAAAUCUACAACGAAACCAUCAAUGACCUCCUCGGCUCCUCCGAGUUCGACAAGAAGAAACAUGAAUCAAACACGACCCCAAGACUGGCAGUACCCGUGUAA